Messenger RNA from Rhinichthys klamathensis goyatoka, 2056 nucleotides. RefSeq names its product mitogen-activated protein kinase 3 (gene mapk3). Gene Ontology annotation, molecular function: ATP binding; MAP kinase activity. Gene Ontology annotation, biological process: intracellular signal transduction; protein phosphorylation. The transcript is spliced from 9 exons. Gene Ontology annotation, cellular component: nucleus; cytoplasm. The coding region runs from base 239 to 1417 and encodes 392 amino acids. The record is from RefSeq and is a predicted model, not a curated record. NCBI's taxonomy places the organism in Eukaryota, Metazoa, Chordata, Actinopteri, Cypriniformes, Leuciscidae.
CGAAUGUUGUACAGGAGAAAUGCGCGUUCGCGCUUUCGAUCCGUUUGGUUUAGAUGCACGCUCGUUCCGCACUCGCAUCCACAGGGGGGCCUUGACGACUCCUCUUCGACUGUCAAGAAAGCGCACCGUAUAACGGCAGCUUUUGCUAUCCAAUAAACCUGUCUUUGAUCUGAAGGCAAAUACGAGCCCCCCUCCCGCCAAAGACUGAGCGAAGUCGACUGAUUUGUGGACAGAAACGAUGGCGGAAUCGGGCAGCAGCGCGGCGGCGGUCGGAGCCGCGGGCUCGAAUAGCAGCGCCGCCGGGACCGGAGGAGCCGUCGCACCCGGGGGACCAAAUGGAGCGGCGGGAUCCAAGCCUGGCCUGGAGUCGGUGAAGGGACAAAAUUUUGACGUUGGCCCCCGAUACACCGAUCUCCAGUACAUCGGGGAGGGGGCCUAUGGAAUGGUCUGCUCAGCUUUUGAUAAUGUGAAUAAGAUCCGAGUGGCCAUUAAGAAGAUCAGUCCAUUUGAACAUCAGACCUACUGCCAGCGCACCCUGAGGGAGAUCAAAAUCCUCCUGCGGUUCCGUCAUGAGAACAUCAUAGGCAUCAAUGACAUCCUGAGAGCUCGCCGCAUCGAAUUUAUGAGGGAUGUCUAUAUCGUACAGGACCUGAUGGAGACCGAUCUUUACAAAUUGCUGAAGACACAGCAACUCAGCAACGACCAUAUCUGCUACUUUCUGUACCAGAUCCUGCGAGGGCUGAAAUACAUUCACUCUGCCAAUGUCCUGCACAGAGACCUGAAGCCUUCAAACCUUCUCAUCAACACCACUUGUGACCUCAAGAUCUGUGACUUUGGCCUGGCACGGAUAGCCGAUCCAGAACAUGACCACACUGGAUUCCUCACAGAGUAUGUGGCUACUCGCUGGUACCGUGCCCCUGAGAUCAUGCUCAACUCCAAGGGCUACACCAUGUCCAUUGAUAUUUGGUCUGUGGGUUGCAUCCUGGCUGAGAUGUUGUCCAACAGACCCAUCUUCCCUGGAAAGCACUAUCUGGACCAGCUCAACCACAUAUUGGGUAUUUUGGGCUCCCCCUCUCAAGAUGAUCUAAACUGCAUCAUCAACAUGAAGGCCAGGAACUACCUCCAGUCUUUACCCCAGAAACCGAAAAUCCCAUGGACCAAGCUGUUCCCCAAAGCAGACAACAAAGCUCUGGAUUUAUUGGACCGCAUGCUAACCUUCAACCCCAUCAAACGUAUAACCGUGGAGGAAGCACUGGCCCACCCCUACCUGGAACAGUACUAUGACCCCACUGAUGAGCCGGUGGCUGAGGAGCCCUUCACUUUCAACAUGGAGCUGGACGACCUUCCUAAAGAGAAGCUGAAAGAGCUCAUCUUUCAGGAGACGGAACGCUUCCAGGCCAACUACCAGGGCUCUUGAGAGGGACAGCCAUCAUUGAGAAUAAUGGAGCAGCGUGGAGUCUCAGAUAGAGAUAACUCCUGACAACCUGCGAAAACAUAUACAUGCAUAUAUACAUUUAAAAAAAACAAAAGUUUAAAAGAGGAAAAAUGUACAUUUAAAAACUUCAACUUUGUUUUAUCUGUCCAUCUCUCUUUCUUGCUGGGAAGCUGUGCGCUAGUUUGGGCUUCUAACAUCUUAUCAUAAUGCCAUUAAUGGAGGCCGUCAGACUGUCUAUUCUCUUCGCAUACCGCACACAGCUCCUGCUCUCUGAAACAAUUGCAUCUUUCACCCUUUCUAUCAAUACCCUGCUUCUCUCUGUAUCCGUCUCUUUCUCUUUAUGUCUCUCUCGAAGGGUGUCUCUUUACUGGUCUGUGCUGUUCUGGGUGUUUUUUUUCUUCCCAUUCCAACAGAGAUGGAGAGAGAAAGAGAAUCUCUACGAUGGGCACUGACUAGUGUGUGUGUGUAUAUAUAAGUGGUUUUGAGUUUCAUUGGAGUAUUGUAAGUUGGCGAUCUGUAUGUACACUGUAAUUUGAACGUUAAGAUCGGUUACAAAUCGUGUUUUGUAAUGUUGGGAAUUUAUAUUUGAAAAUCUUUUGAAAUAUAAAGUCAUUGCUUGUG